CGGCGAGGGGCUGGCCGGGUAAGUGGGUGGCGCUGGCCCUUUAAAUGGCUCUCAAGCCCUAGAGCGCCCUGUGGAACACCCACGUCACGGAGAUUCUCUUUGUCCGACAAACGGGUUCCACUCUUUAGGGCUGAGCAGGAACUGAAGCGCAAGAAGACCCUCUCCACGCUGCACCGGGGAGGAGCGCACGAACAUGGACAUGCAGGCAGAGAUGCGAGGGAAGGGCUCGCCGGCCGAUCACGGGCUGCGUCGACAGCGUGGUCCCUGCAGCAGCUCCUCCCCCUCGGAGAUCUCCUCAUCCCACCAGAGUCGGCUCCUGAAGCAGCUGGACCAGCAGCGCCGGCAGGGUCUGUUCUGUGACUGCAGCGUGCUGGUGGAGGGGCGGCUGUUCCAGGCUCACCGGAACGUGCUGUUCGCCAGCAGCGGCUACUUCCGCAUGCUGCUGUCCCACGGGGCCCAGGGCGGGGCCGGUGGCGGGGCCCAGCCCGUCAGCGCGUCCUUCGAGGUCUUCUCCCCGGAGACCUUCUCUGUCAUCCUGGACUUCGUGUACUCGGGCAGGCUGGAGCUGUGCAGCGACAACGUCAUCGAGGUCAUGAGCGCCGCCAGCUACCUGCAGAUGACCGAUGUCAUUGGAUACUGCAAGAGCUUCAUCCGCUCCUCGCUGGACAUCAGCGCCAAGGACGAGAAGGAGGAGGGGGGGGAGCAGGAGCAGCGCUACCCCGUGCAGCUCCAGCAGUCCCCCGGCCACACGGGGGCGCCGCACCCCUCCUUCUCCUGCUCCACCGCCACCGCCUCCUCCUGGCGCGUUCAGAACGGCAGCAGCGCCCAGCAGGACCCCCCGCCCCCCUCCAAGCACCCCCUGCCCCAGGACGGGCUGGAGUUCAGGCCAGGGAACCCCCGCCCCAGCAGGCAGCCCAUGCACACCUCUCUGGGGGGGGUUGAGGGUGACGCCGAGGUCCUCCGGUUCAGUCCUGGCUCGGAGGGAAGUGGGGGGGGUACGGCAGGGCGGAAAAGGAAAGGCUGGACCCCUGCCUCACCUUCACCUCCAGACGACAAGGGGGCCCCCUCCCCCUCCCCCUCCUGCAAGCCCAAGGCUGAUAAAGCAGACGAGCUGUACGCUACCCUACCCACCAUUGUGGGGGUGGUGGGGCUGUUCAACCAAGACGAGUGCCCGUCCAUGCGGUUCAAGUGCCCGUUCUGCACGCACACGGUGAAGAGGAAGGCAGAUCUGAAGAGACACCUGCGCUGCCACACCGGGGAGAGACCCUACCCCUGCGAAGCCUGCGGCAAGAGAUUCACCCGACUGGAGCACCUGAGGAGCCACUUCCAGACUAUCCACCAGGCUCGGAAGCUCAUCUGCAGGAAGUGUAAGCGUCAUGUGACGGAGCUGAGUGGCAGGGUGGUGUGCGAGGGGACGCGCCGCUACCGGCUCUGCAACGACUGUCUGCUGGAGACGGGGGACGACACCGCCGGCUCGGCCAAUCACAGUGCAGCCCAGCCCUACUUCGAGGAUAAUGAGGGCCUGUCCUGGCCAAUGACCGACGAGGACGAGCUGGCCGAGGACUCGGGGGCAGACCUUAUCAUCCAGGAAGUGGAGGACAGCGACGAGGAGAUGGACAGGAAGGAAGUGAAGCCUGUCAUCGGGUAGAGCGCCCCCUGCCUGCGGGGAGGAGCAACUGCUGAAAGACUGAUUUUUUUAUUGUCGUAUUUAAUUUGAAUUAAAUUGUAUUUAUUGA
This is a messenger RNA of Polyodon spathula (Mississippi paddlefish), 1736 nucleotides long. RefSeq names its product zinc finger and BTB domain containing 8A (gene zbtb8a). Lineage: Eukaryota; Metazoa; Chordata; Actinopteri; Acipenseriformes; Polyodontidae. Gene Ontology annotation, biological process: regulation of transcription by RNA polymerase II. The transcript is spliced from 4 exons. The coding region runs from base 194 to 1648 and encodes 484 amino acids. The record is from RefSeq and is a predicted model, not a curated record. Gene Ontology annotation, molecular function: RNA polymerase II cis-regulatory region sequence-specific DNA binding; protein binding; DNA-binding transcription factor activity, RNA polymerase II-specific.